AAAAAAUUGUUGGAUUUUUUGUCAGCUCAGCAGGAAACGGUACAAAUAAUGAAGGCACAACAAAGAAUGGUGCAAAUAAUGAAAGCGAAGAUAUAGAAGAAAUAGAAAAUAUUCCAAAAACUUUGAUUUCAGAUGUAGUAUCAUUAAAUGUUCCUGAUGAGGUUCCUGUUCCUAAUCAAGAGGAUUCUGACCAGGUACAACUUACUACAAAAAUAAAUCUUUUAAAAAAAAUAAAGUCUAAUGAUAUAGAAAGAAUAAUUUUUGCUGAGAUACAUAUUGAAGCUGCUAUUAUGUUACUAGAGGAACUUUUCAACAAAUUAUUGGAACGAUUUUGUAACAAAUUGCAAGAAGAAAUCUCAGGCAAGAUUCUAGAAAAUAAUGAAGUUUAUAAAAAAAUGAAGGCAGAAGAAAAUUGUAUUACGAAGAAAAUAAAAUUCCAAGAGAACAUGAAAGAAUUUUCUACUAAAUUUUCUAACAUCAACGUGGAAGAAAAUUUACUUAAGGUUUCUAAAAAUGCUGAAGCAAUUUCUCCUGAAGCUUCUAAAAGAAUCAAUGAACUUUCUCCUGAAAUUAGUAAUAAAACAGAGAAGGUUAAAGAAUUUGUUAAUAAAGUCAACGAGAAUACAGAAGAAAUUACUACGAAACUUUCUGAUGAAAGAGAAAAAAUAACGGAAGUUUCUAAUGAUAUCGAAGAGGAAGUGAAAAAUUUUUCUACAGGAAUUUCUAAUAAAAUCAAAAAGGAAAUUUUUAGAAAUAUUCAAGCAAAAAUUGAAGACUAUUUUUACGAAACUCUUAAUGAAGUUUACCAAAUAUAUGAUAAAGCAGAAAGUUAUGAUGGGCAAGAAACUUCUAAUGAAGGACAAACGUCCAAUAAACAUAUAUCAUUAAUUUCUGUUGAGCAAGGAAUAACAAAUGAUAAGAGCGUAACAAAUGAUAAGAGCGUAAUAAAUUUUAAAACUGAGAAAAUCAGAAACAUAUUUUCUGAGGCAAUGAGAGAAAAACGCACUGAUAUUAUAAACAUUAUAAACGCAGAAAAAGAUAACCUUGAUAAAUUACUGGAAAGUGUAACUGAGAAAUUAAAUAACGAUGAUGGCAAGGACAUAGAUAUGGAACAUAUCAUAUUUAUCAUUUGUGCAAUACUUGACAGCGAAUCUUUAUUAUUUUUGGAUGACAUAUCAAGAGAUUAUGCUAAAAAAGUAAAAGCUCAUGUAAAAAGCAAAAAACAAGAUAAUAACAAUCAUAAUCCCGAAGUUAUCAAUCCUAAACCCAAAACUAUUGAACAUAAAAUUAAAGUGUUUAUUUUAUUUAGAGUAUUGUUAGAAGUUAUUGCUAAGAAUAUUCCACUUAUUAUUAUUAUG
Racocetra fulgida is the source of this 1358-nucleotide messenger RNA. The record is from the annotation of a GenBank genome assembly. Lineage: Eukaryota; Fungi; Glomeromycota; Glomeromycetes; Diversisporales; Gigasporaceae.